AUGCCAAUUUCCCGCAAUUCCAACGAAUCAUCGACGUGCAGCAUGGAAAUUCACAGGAAUCCCGAAGGAUCAGGGUCGAGAGUUUCUUUGCGCUCGUCCCGAGAUUGGAACCACGAGAUAAGAAACGAGUUUGCCGACGCUGCGGAGACCUGCUUCGUUCGGCUUGCCACACAGCAUGCUGCAGGGUAUCUCCCCCUGAGCGAUUACUUGGACGGCGUGCUGUCUCACUUGAGGAAAGGAGCGACAACGCACAAGUGGGAUGUACCGCCAGAAGACUUCAGCGACCUACUAGAGCUGGACCUCUUCGCGGGGGCUGUCAAGGCUCGGCAUCUCGAUCCGGCUUUCGUUCCCUUGGAAGAACAUGACUACUUCAAGGCAAAACGUCUUGCUUCCAGAUCAUGGACAACAAGUGAUCCAGACGAGUUCGACCGGCUCGGCCGAGAGGACCAGACCGACCCCUCAGCGUUGCUACCGGAAAUUGCCGACCUUUUGCUGGUCAUCUGCUACGCAAGGCGACACACACUCCUGUUUAGACACCUCAUUCGUCUGUUGCCGGGGCCUCCCGACAGGUCUACCUUUGACCUUCUGGAUGAGAUGUUGCUUCAACCACGAACCGCCUACUGGACCGUGAUACACCAGCAUUCCCCGAAACAACAGAGCAACUCGGCAGAUGAGAUAACUAUGUGGACUGACAUCCUCAACUUCGGCUGGGUGCAUGAUCCCGUGAGCUCGGAAACGCAGCGGUUCCUGCAUCAUGGGAUACGCAGCCAAGAUCCCAGUAUUGAAAGAGACGACAGCGUGGCGUUUGGGAGCCAGAAGCUGAGGGACUUUCACCUCGCGUUGGCCUCUAGGGGACUCUAUUGUGACGUGGCAUCGCUUGGCGAUCAUCUGGCGCGUUGCAAAUCCCUCGACCAAGCUCUCGACUUCCUCACCGUAUUCCCCGGGAAUAAAGUCAGGCCGUCGGGUCGUGACCUGUACGAAUGGGAGUCUGGGGGCCUGGUGGGUAGCAUCGCCGAUUCCUCGACCCUGGAUGGGAAGCUGCGGACGGACAUCAUGAGACUCGCUCUUGAGUGCAUUGAAGGCGUGGAUGUCAACGCCCCAUUUAACUCCAAUGCAUGGGAGGAUGACUUGCCGGGGAGGAAACGGACGCCUCGCAUGACCGGUCUACAGGUCGCAGCUUCCAAAGGGGACCGAGAGCUCUCCGAGGUUCUUCUCCAGCACGGAGCCCGGACUGAUGUGGUGGAGUACAUAACAGGGUUGAACGCAGCGGGAUUUGCGCGGAACAACGGGCAUGUGGACUUGGCGGAGUGGCUUGACGGGUUGUCUCCGGAGUAA
Messenger RNA from Colletotrichum higginsianum IMI 349063, 1335 nucleotides. RefSeq lists its product as uncharacterized. Gene Ontology annotation, molecular function: protein binding. NCBI's taxonomy places the organism in Eukaryota, Fungi, Ascomycota, Sordariomycetes, Glomerellales, Glomerellaceae. Bases 1 to 1335 code for a protein of 444 amino acids. The record is from RefSeq and is a predicted model, not a curated record. The transcript is spliced from 2 exons.